Polyodon spathula (Mississippi paddlefish) is the source of this 1853-nucleotide messenger RNA. Its product is annotated as zinc finger protein 383-like. The record is from RefSeq and is a predicted model, not a curated record. Gene Ontology annotation, molecular function: RNA polymerase II cis-regulatory region sequence-specific DNA binding; DNA-binding transcription factor activity. Lineage: Eukaryota; Metazoa; Chordata; Actinopteri; Acipenseriformes; Polyodontidae. The transcript is spliced from 2 exons. The coding region runs from base 145 to 1464 and encodes 439 amino acids. Gene Ontology annotation, biological process: regulation of transcription by RNA polymerase II.
GUGUGUGUGUGUGUGUUUGAGUGGAGAAGGAAUAUUGUAACGAUAAAACGGUUGCAGUUGUCCGAGUACCGUGCUCAAAACUGUUGUGUUUUAAAAAAAAAAAAAAAAAAAAAAAAAACUGUACUAUUAACACAAAAAGCGAGAAUGAGACGCGCCUGUGAAACGAAAGAGAUGGACAUCUGCAGCUCCUCCGCGUCUCUCCUGCAAGAGGAGCUCGCCUCCGCUAUCGAGCCCGCGGUGAAAGCGGCUGUGCUGAGCGUCAUGUCUGCCUUAGCAAAGUUCGUGGACAGCAAGUGCGCGGUUUUCCACCUCAGACUGGACGAGAGAGACCAUGAAUUUGAAAGCGUGAGAUUGCGCUUGGAGAUAGCGGAGAGCGAGUUGAAAGCAAUACGGGAAGGAGAAUGCAUGAACGCCGCCGGUAAGAUCUUUGCACACCCUCUCACGAAGUCCAAUGAAGGAUACUGCGGGAGCGACGUUGAUUUGCUUCAUCUACCCGAGCUGGAGCAGGGAAAGGAGUGGAGACGCACCGGGGAAGGUCCUGCAGAGAGAGAUGCUCUUCUUCACGCUGAGGAAGGGUCGAAGGCAGAAUCAGCUCCCAUUCAAGAGGAGCUCUUUGACCAGGAAUGGUGCAGGAGUCCAAAGCAGGCUACAGAGCUGACAUCUAUUGAAGGGAAGGUGGAGGAAGCUGGACUAGAUCCUGUCCACAUUAAAGAGGAGAUCCCUGAACUGGAUCCUGUCUGCAUUAAUGAAGAGAUCCCUGGAAUCGAGUCGGUCAUCUUUAAAGAGGAGGUCCUUGAACUUGAAUCUGACCCCGUUGAAGAGGGGGGUUCUGACACCUUUGAAAGACGGCAGCAGAUUCACGCUGGACAGAAACUGCAUUGCUGUACAGAAUGCAUGAGGAGUUUCAGUACGUUUGCAGAGCUGACAAGCCACCUGCGCAUUCACACAGAAAAAAAUCUGUAUUUUUGUUCAUUGUGUGGAAAGAGUUAUAGCAUGUUAAGUAACCUGUCGUUACACUUGCGUAUUCACACAGGAGAGACGCCCUUUCUGUGCACGGUCUGUGGGGCGACUUUUUCUAAAUUAAGUAACCUGACAAAACACACGCGAACUCACACCGGAGACAAGCUGCAUCAGUGCAGUGAAUGUGUCAAGAGUUUCAUUACAAAAAAGGAGCUGAAAAGACACCAGCGCAUCCACACUGGAGAACGACCGUACCGCUGCCCUGAAUGUGAGAAGAGCUUCAAACAUAUACACCACCUCACAACACACCAGCGCAUUCACACGGGAGAGAAGCCCUAUUCCUGUACGCUGUGUGGCAAGAGUUUCACGCAGCUGCAGCACCUCAAAACUCACCUGCGAAUCCAUACUGGAGAGAACCCGUACUGCUGUGGUCAAUGCGGCAAGAGUUUCACACAGUUACACCAUCUUAAAUCACACCACCGCACUCACUCAGGAAAGAAAUAGGACGGCAAAAAGAACCCCCGACCCCGAGCUCCUUUUAAAAAUGCACUUCUUGUGCGUUAUGGUAAAUGAGCAAUAGAUCACUGUAUUGCUAUUACCAGAACUGAUCAUUUUGCAAUUUAUAUGUAUUUUUUUUUUUUUAAAUGCUGUCUCAACCUUGACAUUCUGUGUGAUGCAAAACAUUUGUCCAGCGAUGUUCUGUGUGAGGAUUCACUGACCCAGUGCAGGUGUGUACAGGUGCACUAUUCUUUAAAGAAACCAAACAUCUUAAUUUAUUAAUUAUGUACAGAAAUGUAAGCAUGAAAGUAAAUAUGAAACCAAAACAGGAGGAGUGGCAAACACUGAUGCAGCAGCAAAGGUCAUUCAGAAUGAUCUAGACAAGAUUCAGAACU